Molecule: messenger RNA, 3984 nt
Organism: Polistes dominula (European paper wasp)
Lineage: Eukaryota; Metazoa; Arthropoda; Insecta; Hymenoptera; Vespidae
Gene: Sarm
Product: sterile alpha and armadillo motif
Biological process (GO): signal transduction; negative regulation of MyD88-independent toll-like receptor signaling pathway; response to axon injury
Cellular component (GO): dendrite
Molecular function (GO): signaling adaptor activity; NAD+ nucleosidase activity; protein binding
Source: RefSeq, a predicted model, not a curated record
UGACGAAUGUAUUAUCAUAUUAUAUUGUUUAUCGUUUCUACACGAACUCGAUUUAUUUGAUUUUAAAUAUGAUCAACGACGGGAAGUACGAUGCUUAUUUUUAAACUUUGCCAGUGCAACCUGGAAAAGAAACGUGCGUGAUAAUUGGAAGUUUAAAUAUAGGAAAUUACAAAAAAAAAGGGGUUAGCAGCAAAUAGAACUACGUCCAAGUGGAUGAUCGAUUUAAGUUGAACAACCAAACGUGUGCCCCCCACCCCCCAACGAUUUUCACGUGGAUCUCAGAGAAAGGAAAGGAGACCGAGAGAGCGAGAGAGAGAGAGAGAGAGAGAGAGAGGGGAUUCAUUCUUGAAUUGCCAUGACCAUGGUCGUCAACAAGAUCAACAUGUCGUCGUAUUCAGCCCCACGACGUACCUUCUUUUCGGGUUUUCAUACGAAGUUUGGAGGAAGUGAUUAGAAGACGGAGGGAAAUCUUCAGACGGUCUAUGAGACCUUUCGAUUUUUAUGAAUGAGCGUCGACAGAGGAUUAAACAUGCUGCACAAGCAUGGAAGCAAGUCGCUGCAAAGUUCCGUCUACAAGAACAGUAGGGGUGCCUUCUUGAAAUCUAUGUCGGAGUUCCCAGUGGAGGGGGGAGAAAACGGGGACAUGCAAGCGGUCAUGGAAAACUUUCAAAAAAAGAACAAUCUGGUCACUGGCCGGACCCAUGUUUCCCAUCAUCCACAAGUUACUACUUCAUCACAGAUGCUAACGACGAAUCAGAGCCAGAGCAGCAGCAGCAGCAGCAGUAGCAGCAGUUCGAGCAGGGUGAAAUCCUCCCAGAGGAUUUCCUCCCUUUCUACAUCUUCCUCGUCGAGUGAAAUGAAGGCUAGCUCUAUGAAGAGCGAUCUCACCGAAUUAAAACGUGGUAUCUCGGAGAUGAAAAAUAUGUCCUCGAAUUUUUCCCAACGAUUACGUAGCAGCAUGGAGAAUCUCGUUGACAGAGACGGACCUGUUGCCGAAGAAAAUGAUUUGACCGAACCACUGGUAACAUUCCCAGAUCCUGACACCCCACCACCUUCCACAGGAACUGUAACUUUGACAGGAGGUUCACCGUCACAAUUGAGUUCUCUCAAUUCGUUGAACAAUCUUCACAAUAUGAGUCCACCGAUAAAUAUGCCGAAUAUUACGAAUAUGACGAGUAUACCUGCUGGCCAGGAAACUAUGAAAUUCGAGCAGAAGAAAAUGACGAGUGCGUCCAAAACGAAGGUCGUUACCGAUGGAUUUAGUGCCGAGAAGGCAAUAGCUAACAGUGCUGAAAUGAGAGCACUGCAAGCAGGUGAUGUUUCUUACAAGGAACAAAGUGCAUCGACUGCAGCAAGGGCACGCGUUGAAUUGGACGGUGUUUCUGCUGAAAAAAGAGUCGCUGCUGCUAGGGAACAGCGAAGCUUGAAGGCUGGAGAUUUAUCGCAUCAAGAGAGCAACAACAUGGCAGCGUCGACUAUGAAGUUACAAAGUGACUCAUUCAGUUCGGAAAAGAAGGCGAUGGCGGCACAGCAACAACGUCAGACGGUAACUUCUUCUGGGAUUUACAAUCACGAGAAACACAUGGCUUCUAGUUCGCAAUCGAGCAUAACUAUAGCUUCGAAAGGUGUGACAUCUAAAUCAUCGAUGAUCAGUGCAGCUAACGCGGUUAAUCAAUUGAUGAAUGGUAUGAGGCCAGCAGAGGAUGAACUUCUUUCUUUGCCAUUGGACGAUUUGGAUUUGUUAUGUUCUAAGUCGAAUCCUCAAGAUGUGGAUCGUGCUAUUACUAAAUACUGCAGUUUCUUGGAUAGUUUCGUCGAACGUUUGAAGGCUAACGACGGAAAGAACACGAAAGCACCAUUAUUGUUGAACAGAGUUAACGAAAUCAUCAGGAAGGCUUGGGCUGUACCUACUCAUGGUCAUGCACUUGGUUAUACUUUGUGUAAUACUCUCAGAACGAGAGGUGGUUUAGAUUUAUUGAUGUCCAAUUGUAUCGCAAGCGAUCAGGAAUUACAAUUUUCUUCGGCGAGAUUAUUGGAACAAUGUUUGACCACCGAAAAUCGUGCACACGUGGUGGAAAAUGGUCUUGAAAAGGUCGUCAACGUGGCUUGCGUUUGCACGAAGAAUGCCAAUUCCGUUGAUCAUUCUAGAGUAGGUACUGGGAUCUUAGAACAUUUGUUCAAACACAGCGAAGGUACGUGUAGCGACGUUAUCAGGCUUGGUGGUUUGGAUGCAGUAUUGUUCGAGUGCAGAAAGAACGACGUUGAAACGUUGAGACAUUGUGCUGGAGCAUUAGCUAAUCUGUCGCUCUAUGGUGGUGCCGAAAAUCAAGAAGCAAUGAUCAAGAGGAAAGUGCCUAUGUGGUUGUUCCCUCUUGCUUUCCACAAUGACGACAACAUCAAAUAUUACGCUUGUUUGGCUAUCGCAGUUUUGGUAGCCAAUAAAGAAAUUGAGGCAGCCGUAUUAAAAUCUGGUACUCUUGACUUGGUCGAACCAUUCGUAACAUCUCAUAAUCCUUACGAGUUCGCUAAAUCGAAUUUAGCUCAUGCUCAUGGGCAAAGUAAAAACUGGUUGGAGAGAUUAGUACCUGUAUUAAGUUCGAAAAGAGAAGAAGCUAGAAACCUUGCCGCCUUUCACUUUUGCAUGGAAGCUGGUAUUAAGAAACAGCAAAGCAAAACAGAGAUAUUCUGUGAGAUAGGAGCGAUCGAACCAUUGAAGAAAGUUGCCAGUUGUCCCAAUGCAAUAGCUUCCAAAUAUGCGGCUCAAGCCUUGCGUUUGAUAGGCGAAGAAAUACCGCACAAACUUAGUCAACAGGUACCACUUUGGUCAACGGAAGAUGUUAGAGAGUGGGUCAAACAAAUCGGAUUUGCCGAAUGUGCCGCGAAUUUUGUUGAAAGUAGAGUGGACGGUGAUCUUUUGCUCCAAUUGACAGAAGAGAAUCUCAAAGAAGACAUUGGUUUAACGAAUGGAAUUAGAAGGAGACGUUUUACGCGAGAGCUUCAAAACCUCAAAAAAAUGGCAGACUAUAGUAGCAGGGAUACCGGAAAUUUAAAUAGUUUCUUACAAUCGAUCGGUCAAGAAUUUUCUAUAUACACUUACAGUAUGCUCAACGCUGGCGUUGACAAAGAUUCGAUUAGGAAUGUGUCGGAGGACCAAUUAUUGACCGAGUGUGGUAUCGGAAAUAGCAUACAUCGACUUAGGAUAUUGGAUGCAAUCAAGAACAUGCAACAUAAUCAGUUCAGUUCCUGCGAAGACGAAUCACCGAAUAAAUCUUUAGAUGUGUUCGUUAGUUAUAGGAGAUCUAAUGGAUCUCAAUUGGCUAGCUUACUCAAGGUUCAUCUGCAGCUACGCGGAUUUUCAGUCUUUAUCGAUGUCGAAAGGUUAGAGGCUGGUAAAUUCGAUAAUAAUUUACUACAAAGUAUCAGACAGGCCAAACACUUCCUCCUUGUGCUCACGCCCAAGGCUUUAGACAGGUGUAUACAAGACGGCGAGUGCAAAGACUGGGUCCAUAGGGAAAUUGUGGCUGCGUUACAAUCGCAGUGCAACAUUAUUCCCAUAAUAGACAAUUUUCAAUGGCCUGAAGCCGAAGAUCUUCCAGAAGAUAUGCGAGCGGUUUGUCACUUUAAUGGCGUACGUUGGAUUCACGAUUAUCAAGAUGCUUGCGUAGACAAAUUAGAAAGGUUUAUGCGAGGUGAAAUUCCUGUGAGAUCUGAGUUGUCUGGAGGUAUACCAAGAAGUAUAGCAUCUAAAGACGUAACAGCACCUAGUACGCCAGGUAGCACAAAUAUCCGACAGGCGCCGAAUUAUCAGCGAAUGCACAGCAAUGAAAGCAGAGGUAGCGAUAAAGAUUCAACCGGUGGGCGAGAUUGACUAGAAGGCCCGCCCACAGCUAUUCCAAACAGAUUUAGAAAAUCGUCGAGUCCGUCCCGUUGGUUAAUGGGUUUACCACCAACGUCACCUCGAUUGAAAUUCGUCCACACGCAUCC